AGGGGCGGUGCACGCGGCGCACACAGACGAAGGCGGCCGGCUGCGCUCGGGCCGCGAGGAGGCGGCGCAUGUGGUCGCUCCGCUCGCUGCUGCUGCUGCGGGCCGCGGCCGGGCGCACCAUGUCGCAGGGGCCCGCCCGCCGCCCGCGGCCGCCCAAGGACCCGCUGCGGCACCUGCGCACGCGGGAGAAGCGCGGCCCGUCGUGGGAGCCCGGGGGCCCGAACACCGUGUACCUGCAGGUGGUGGCGGCCGGCGGCCGGGACGCGGGCGCCGCGCUCUACGUUUUCUCCGAGUACAACCGGUAUCUGUUCAACUGUGGGGAAGGCGUCCAGCGACUGAUGCAGGAGCACAAGCUGAAGGUGUCACGUUUGGACAACAUAUUCCUGACCCGAAUGCACUGGUAUAAUGUUGGCGGGUUGUGUGGAAUGAUUCUGACUCUAAAGGAAACCGGGCUUCCAAAGUGUGUACUCUCUGGGCCUCCACAACUGGAGAAGUACCUAGAAGCUAUCAAAAUAUUCUCGGGGCCAUUGAAAGGAAUAGACCUGGCCGUGCGGCCCCACUCUGCACCAGAGUACAAGGACGACACAAUGACCGUGUUCCAGAUCCCCAUUCACAGUGUUGGCCAGAGGACACUUGGCAGGGACCCCUCCUUGGUGGUAGCCUUCGUCUGCAAGGUAAGUGCCUGGCGAUCUAAUGGCCUGGUUUUAGUGGGGCUUCCCGUUGGCACUGCGACCCCUUUGCCGCUUCUUGCUGCUGUGAACACUGGGCACACAGCGACCCCAGUGGUUUCACAGAUCUUGCCUGAAGAGAUCUGCACGCCUCCAGAUCCCGGGAUCGCUUUUGUUGUGGUGGAGUGUCCAGACAAGGGGUUCAUUCAGCCCCUCUGUGAGAAUGCCGCCUUCAGGAGCUACCAAGGAAAGGCUGAAGCCCCCGUGGCCCUGGUGGUUCACAUGACUCCGGAGCAUGUGCUGCUGGACAGCAGAUACCAGCAGUGGAUGGAGAGAUUCGGGCCCGACACCCAGCACCUGGUCCUGAACGAGAACUGCACGUCGGUCCACAACCUCCGCAGCCACCGGAUCCAGGCGCAGCUCAACCUCAUCCACCCUGACAUCUUCCCCGCGCUCGCCAGCUUCUGCCCGCAGGAAGGGAGCACCGCGGCCGGUGUGCCCACGGUCCGGGGCGAGUGUCUGCUCAAGUACCAGCUGCGGCCCCGGCGGGAGUGGCAGAGGGAUGCUGUUAUGACGUGCAGUCCUGAGGAAUUCAUAGCCGAGGCCCUGGAGCUGCCCAACUUCCAGGAGAGCGUGCAGGAGUACCGGAGGGCGGUGCAGGACAGCCCGGCCCCAGCAGAGGAGAGAAGUCAGUACCCAGAAGUCGUCUUCCUGGGAACAGGGUCCGCGAUCCCCAUGAAGAUUCGGAAUGUCAGCUCCACGCUUGUCAACAUCAGCCCCGACACGUCUCUGCUGCUGGACUGCGGUGAAGGCACAUUUGGGCAGCUGUGCCGCCACUAUGGGGAAGACGUGGACCGCGUCCUGGGCGCCCUCGCUGCCGUGUUCGUGUCCCACCUGCAUGCGGAUCACCACACGGGCUUGUUAAACAUCUUGCUGCAGAGGGAGCGAGCUUUGACAUCCCUGGGAAAGCCGCUCCGCCCUCUGCUCGUGGUCGCCCCCACCCAGCUCAAGGCCUGGCUCCAGCAGUACCACAACCAGUGCCAGGAGGUCCUGCAUCAUGUCAGUGUUAUUCCUGCCAAAUGCCUUCAGAAAGGAGCCGAGGUCUCCAACCCCGAAGUUGAAAGGUUGAUUAGCUCGCUGCUGGGAGCAUGUGACUUGGCGGAGUUUCAGACCUGCCUCGUCCGGCACUGCAAGCACGCGUUCGGCUGCGCUCUGGUCCACUCGUCUGGCUGGAAAGUGGUCUACUCAGGGGACACCAUGCCCUGUGAGGCUCUGGUCCAGAUGGGGAAGGACGCCACCCUCCUGAUCCACGAGGCCACGCUGGAAGACGGUCUGGAAGAGGAAGCCGCGGAAAAGACACACAGCACGACCUCCCAGGCGAUCAGCGUGGGGAUGCGCAUGAAGGCGGAGUUCAUCAUGCUGAAUCACUUCAGCCAGCGCUAUGCCAAGGUCCCGGUCUUCAGCCCUGACUUCAAUGAGAAAGUUGGAAUCGCCUUUGACCACAUGAAGGUCAGCCUGGGAGACUUCCCGACGGUGCCCAAGCUGAUGGCACCGCUCAAGGCCCUGUUCGCUGGCGACAUCGAGGAGAUGGAGGGGCGCAGGGAGAAGCGGGAGCUGAGGCUGGUGCGGGCGGCCCUCCUGGCCCAGCAGCCGGACGGGGGCCCCCAGCAGAAACGGGCCCCUGUAGAGCAGCCCCAGAGCCCCCUGAGCAAGAAGGUCAAGGUGCAGUAGCGAUGCAGGUGGCCUGAAGAUGGGCUGAGGCUCCAGGCUGGGACUGAUCGGUGGAGAACGGCCACGCUGGCUUGGCAGACGUCGCCUGGAGAACCGGGGCGCACUCGCAGCUGGCCAGCCCGCCCCCGGGGGCGCUGGGCCGUGGGUGUGAAGGCGCCGAAGUGAAGAGUCCAUCUGGAACCUGAGCACUUUGCUUCGUCCUGGUGCCACCGCUGAGCCAGAGUCGCCACGUCACGCUGCCAGGUACCCAGUGUCCCCAGAGCCGCCUCCCCUCAGCAGCGGCUCCGGGAACGUAAGCCUUCCCGUUGCUCGGGGCUGUAACGAGACAAGACUCACUCACCGGCGUCUGGCGUGUCGGGACCUCGUGGGCGGGCUGCUUCAUCCUCCCUGGAUUCAACAACAGAGGUGAGGGGCUGAAAAUUGAGUUUUCAAAGAUGCAGCUCACAUUUGCGUAGUCUUCCCUCCUGCCACCCAGAGAAUGUAAGCUGUAACAUCUCAGGCGCUGAGAGACACAGACCGAGGACGGGACUGGCCGUGACCUCGAGUUUCCUCGAGUCCCGCGUCCCCGCGAGCUUGUUAGUAAAACAGGAAGCUAGGCCACGCUCAGGGAUAAUAAAUCUAUUUUAAUAACAUUA
This is a messenger RNA of Vicugna pacos (alpaca), 3034 nucleotides long. The record is from RefSeq and is a predicted model, not a curated record. NCBI's taxonomy places the organism in Eukaryota, Metazoa, Chordata, Mammalia, Artiodactyla, Camelidae.